AUGAAGUUCUCCCUGUUCGCGGCUGCGGCUUUCGUCCUAUCGGCUGAGGCUCACUGCAUCUUUCAAGAGCUCUCAGUCAACGGCCAAAAACAAGGCUCUCUAGUUGGUCUUCGCGCACCGAACGACAACAACCCGGUAUAUGACGUGAGCUCCCAAGACAUCAUCUGCCAGAAGCAAGGCCACACGUCCGACAAAGUCAUCAGUGUCUCUCCGGGAGACAAGCUAGGAGCUUACUUCGGGCACAUCGUCGGCGGUGCGCAGUUCCCCAACGACCCCGACAACCCAAUCGCCAAAUCCCACAAGGGCCCCGUCACAGCCUGGCUCGCGAAAGUCGACAACGCCGCAACGGCGAGCAAGACGGGAUUGAAGUGGUUUAAGAUCUGGGAGGACACGUUUGACCCGUCGAGCAAGCAGUGGGGGGUGGACCACAUGAUCUCGAACCAGGGGUGGGUGAACUUCCAGCUGCCGCAGUGCAUCGCUCCCGGUGACUACCUGAUGCGUGUCGAGAUCCUGGCCCUGCACUCCGCGAAGUCGCCUAUGGGCGCCCAGUUCUACAUGUCGUGCGCCCAGCUCAAGGUCGGCGGCAGCGGCACCUUCUCCCCUAGCCAGACCGUCAGUUUCCCGGGGGCCUAUCAGCAGAGCGACCCGAGCAUCGUCGUUAACAUCUAUGGCGCCCUCGGCCAGCCCGACAACGGCGGCAAGCCGUAUAGCGCGCCUGGAAACGUCCCGGUCAUCAAGUGUUAACUUAACUAACCUACCUGUUAGUUGAAGCGAAGACUCGAACUAACGCAAUAGUCGCCCGUGAAAAGCGAUAGGUUGGUAUUGCUUCUGGAGCGGAGAAUUGUGAUUGGCUGCCUGGUAUAUUCUCCUAUGCAUAUGGUAGACCAUAGCCUUGCAGGUCUAUAAAUAUAUGACAGCCGCCAAUAACCAAUAAGCCACCGGCAUUUUGACCCAGCCCAACUCAUUAAUAUGACUGGUCAUACUAUAGGAUUCAUUCUGAAAACUGCAUGUAACCGAAUCACGUGUAUCUGUGUGACUUUUAAGGAGUGUUUGCCGAAAAAAUGCGACCAACUUCGAGUUUCGAAUCGGUUUGUUAGGACUCAAGAUGCGGUGGUUAUCGAUUGUUGAACGAGCCUCUACCGUCUUCCGAAAGGACGGAUGAAAAUACCUAGUGUUUCAUUACCUAGCCGCUCUGUGACUCUAAACGUUUCUAUAUCUGGAGGAUUUGUUUGUCCCUGACAAAUCCUAGCAUGCGGGGAAGCAAGGGAAAACUGACGCGGUCGAGUAAUGAGACGAUCC
Daldinia caldariorum is the source of this 1299-nucleotide messenger RNA. Its product is annotated as glycoside hydrolase family 61 protein. The transcript is spliced from 4 exons. The coding region runs from base 1 to 744 and encodes 247 amino acids. The record is from RefSeq and is a predicted model, not a curated record. Lineage: Eukaryota; Fungi; Ascomycota; Sordariomycetes; Xylariales; Hypoxylaceae.